Oryzias melastigma (Indian medaka) is the source of this 2100-nucleotide messenger RNA. RefSeq names its product arylamine N-acetyltransferase, pineal gland isozyme NAT-10. NCBI's taxonomy places the organism in Eukaryota, Metazoa, Chordata, Actinopteri, Beloniformes, Adrianichthyidae. The record is from RefSeq and is a predicted model, not a curated record. Bases 521 to 1393 code for a protein of 290 amino acids. The transcript has 2 exons. Gene Ontology annotation, molecular function: acetyltransferase activity.
UCAGUUGAAAUGUCUAUUUUUCAAGUUUUCCAUGUUUUUUGGUUCACUUUAAGCUGAUUUGACCCAUAUCAUUCUUUCACACCAUAUUUAUGUUCACUAAAGACAAAAUCUUGCGCACGAUUAUCACGAUUGACACAUUUGACUCCCAGCCUCAGAGCCUUUCUAAAACACCUCAUGAAUUAUUAUUCUAAAGCAGAGGUCAUUCAAAACUAUUUUGUUAACUUUUUGUGGGUCAAGAAAAUGCUUUUUUCAUAUAAAUAAAUCUAUACAUUUUAAAGGACCAAGUUAUGCUCAAAAAUUGUUCAAGUUGUUGGUUUUCAGGGAGUUAGCUGGUGUUAAUUGAACAUUUUUGUUGUGCAGGUGUUGCUCUUUGUCUCGGUGAGUUUAGUAAAUGAUUGUCUUUACCUCUGCAGCAUGAUAAAGGUCAGUUAGUUGGUUGAACUCCUGCAGGACAAAUCUCCUCUGCUGGUUCUCCACCUCCCUAUAAAAAUAAUUUGUUCUCGUAACUCCUUAAGACAAGAUGAACUUGGAGGAGUACUUCCAGAGGAUUCAUUUUCACGGCUCUCAUGACAAAGCAGAUCUUGCAACACUGAAGACGAUCCACAAGCUCCAUGUCAUGUCAAUCCCAUUUGAAAACCUCAGCAUUCACUGCGGUGAGAGGAUCUCCAUGGACCUGGAGCUCAUUUUCAACAAGCUGGUGAGGAGCAAACGUGGAGGCUGGUGCCUGGAGAGCAACUACUUGUUUGGGUGGGUGCUGCGGGAAAUGGGCUUCAACACCACGACUUUGGGUGCCAGCGUUUACAGCAGUACCCUCAAUGCUUUUUUCCCGGGAGAGAACCAUCUCAUCAACCUAGUUGUGGUUGAUGGGAAAGCUUACAUUACAGAUGUGAGCUUUGGAGUGUCAUCCCAAGUGUGGGAGCCGCUGGAGCUCAUCUCUGAGAAGGAUCAGCCUCAAGCUGCGGGUGUCUUCUGUCUGACUAACAACGGGGACACGUGGGUGCUGGAAAAGUCUUGUAGAAAACCGGUAGUGAUGAAUCCAGAUUUUGUCAAGUCCACCCUGAUAAACAGGAAAGAAAAAUAUGUGCUGUAUAAAUUCACUUUGGCGCCUCGUGAGGCAGAACAUUUUGGGGGUCAAAAUGAUUUUCUUCAAACAAACCCAUCCUCACUCUUCACCAACAAAUCCAUCUGCUCUUUGCAAACACCUACAGGGUUCAGAGCUCUGGUGGGAUGGACCUUCAGCGAGGUCACCUACAAACCAGAGGAAGGAGUUGACCUCAUAGACAUGAGGGACCUGCCUGAUGAUGAGAUAGAAACCGUUCUGAGGGAAAAGUUUAAUGUGUUUUUGACUAACGAACUAAAGCCUCAAAACCAAAAAGCCUGCUACACAAUCUGAGUCACAAUUCCUUUAAAAAAAAGAAACCAAAAGGUGUUUUGUGUUGAUUGCAUUACUGACCCAAUGCAGUUAAUAAUUUUUAUUGCAUGAAAAAGCUUUAAAUCUAUUAUAUUUUGAAAAUGUUGCACUCUAACAAAAUAAUAUUGUGAAAUCAUAUUUUUAUUAAAGUUUUUUUUCACUUUUUGUUUUUAAAUGUUGCAUUUCUUUCUUUUUCUACAAAUGUUCUGCUUUUUUCAAUUAAACUCUAUUGACCAAUUAAAAAUAACGAAUCCUAAAACAGCACAUGUUAGAACAAACAGCCUAAUUCUGGUUUUUAAAAAUGGAAAAACAAAAAGAAAAUUAGAAAAUAAAUUUGUAUCUAAAUAUGAAAGCAUUCAUUAUAAUAUUAGAUUUAAAAAAUAAGCAUAUUGUGAGUUUUCAGAGAACAUCAAAAAUAUUUUCCCAAAAAACAGGGUGAUAUGUAGUUCAUUUACUUGAUUGUGUAGACAUGCAGAAAUAAAUAAUACAUUUGCUGAAUAUUAAAACAAAAAAGCUUCCAACACCAUUUGAGUCACAAUUCCUUUAAAAAAAGUGAAACCAAAAGGUGCUUUGUGUUGAUUGCAUUUCUGACCCUAUGCAGGAAAAUAAUUUGUAUUGCAUGAAAAAGCUUUAAAUCUUUUGUAUUUUGGAAACAUUGCACUCUAACAAAAUAAAAUUGUCAAAUCAUA